Messenger RNA from Helobdella robusta, 1621 nucleotides. RefSeq lists its product as hypothetical. Gene Ontology annotation, biological process: proteolysis. Gene Ontology annotation, molecular function: metalloendopeptidase activity. Lineage: Eukaryota; Metazoa; Annelida; Clitellata; Rhynchobdellida; Glossiphoniidae. The coding region runs from base 7 to 1404 and encodes 465 amino acids. The record is from RefSeq and is a predicted model, not a curated record. The transcript has 12 exons.
AACAAUAUGCGUCUAGUGAACGUAUUUUGUGUUAUCUUCAUAAGUUUCCUGCUUGAAAUAUACGCCAAUUCUGAAUAUUUGGCUGAAAGUUCUAACAAUGUCAAUCCACGUUUCAAGAGAGAUGAUGGAGGAGUUCCAGAGCUCGUGGUGGAAACCUUGUUCAUACUCGAUUAUUCCAUCUACAGACUCUGGAUGACUUACUACCAAAACAAUAAAGAUAAGGCCAUAGAGUCGAUUCGAUACCACUUUGCUACAAUUGCACAAGGAAUCGAUCGUGUAUAUCAAGGGAAUGAUGGUAUGAAAUACAAGUACUCAGUUAAAAUGGUCGGGUAUUAUAUCUGCCAGACACCAUCCGACUCGGAUUUCAUCGAGCGGUACAAGACUCGAGAGACCGAGUUCAACAUAGACGCGGCACUCCUUCAACUCUCAAAAUGGAAUGGGGAGCGUUUGGAGUCAAAACAGAGCAAUGUCGUUCUACCGAAAUUUGACCUCGCAAUUGUUUUUACGAGUUACUCUUCAGGUUUAAUGCGUGGUCUGGCUUACCCGAAGGCCGCAUGUACAACUGGAGGUGUCGGAAUUGUAAGAAAUUUGGGUCAGCUGACGACCACAUUCACCGCGGCUCAUGAAAUUGGUCACAUUUUAGGAGCAGGUCAUGACGGGUACCAGAACACUUGCUUCCGCAAGGACAACUACUUGAUGAGUGGCAGUAGUGACACAUACGAUAGGAACAACUACACCCAAUUCUCUCCGUGUUCGAAAAAAGAAUUAGACGACUAUGUCACACAAUUGGAUAGCGAGAAAAGGAACUGUAUGUUGAAAACUGACUUGAACGACAAGCACGAAGAUAUAGAAGUGCCAGCAAGUUAUCUACCGGGGACAAUUCACUCGCCAGAUGCACAAUGCCACUUGAUGUAUGGAAACUCCAAGUACAAAUUCUGUAAUCCAACAGACGGAAACUAUUCCUCGAUAUGUUCCAAAUUUACCUGCUACGAUAAUGAAAAGCAGUUUUGCUCGUACGACGGGGGAAAGGCGAUGCCAGGAACUCCGUGUGGUGACAAGAUGUGGUGCAUUGGUGAUAAGUGCGUCAGUGAUGACAAAGCUUCUGAAAAGAAAGAUCCGUGCAUGUUUGGAGAUUUCACCGGUGAAUUCAAAGCCAACGACGGUAGACUCUACUCAUGUAAAAAUUUCCAGUCGAACCUAAAAGGCUGCAACAUUCCGGGCGUUAGGUCAUUCUGCUGUAAAACUUGCCCUAACACAGCUUCAGGUGUCUGCGCAUCGGACCCUCAACACGAAUGGUGUCAAAGAAACUUGAGAAAUGAAAGUGACAAACAGAGAUUAUGCCCGGAGUAUGCUGCUGAAAUGUGCUGCAAUACCUGUUACAAAUAUUUGAAGAAGAAAAAUUGAAAUGAUUCCAUGGGCCAUCCAUCUAUUUUCAUCCUACCGUCCAACUCUAUGCUAUGAUGAGAAAUUCAAAAUUUCACAUUCGAAGAAUAUAAAAAUUAUGAACAUUUAUUUCAUUGAUUGUAGAAUUGACUAAUUGUUUUCAAAAAUUUAAAAUUAUUAUUUAAAAUAAUUUUUUAGAACAUUCAUUUAGGAAUGGUUUUGUAAUAAACAACUGUUU